CCGGCCCUCCUCGGCGCUCCGGGCCGCCUCCCGCGCUCGAGCGGCUGCGGCCUGUCGGCUCGUUCCCGGCGGCCUCGGGCCCCAUACGGCCCCAGCGCUGCCCCCAGCCACCCCGGAGCGUCCUUCGGCACCAGGGGUAAGGCCACCGAGGAGACAGCCGGCGAGGCAGCGCGGUAAAGUGUCCCUCAUGGGAUCACAGAAUGUCCCGAGCUGGAAGGAGCCCACGAGGGUCAUCCAGUCCAACUCCUCGGUGCAAAUCCCCUGCCUGGGAGGUGUUCGGUGGGAGCAGCCCCGUGCGAGACCCCCGGAGCUGUUUGCUCCAAGGAGACACUGAAACACAAGGCUGGUGCUGUGGACCGCCACAAGAAACGCUGCGGGAAGGGGUGAGCAGGGACAAGACAGGGAAGUGCUUGGGAAGAACCCUGAGUUCAAGCUGGAUGUGCAGAGACAUUGGAGUGAGCGUGCAGGGCUGAUCCCCAACACAGGGGCUCAAGGACAUCCCCAGGGAUGCAGCGGGAAUGUGGCACUGGGAGCAGUCUGUUGGGGCAUGGCAGCAGAGCCCGAGGCCAUGGAAGCAGCAAAAAACAUGCUAACACACAUUCUGACUGCUCCUCCUGGACGCACAGCCAUCACCAGCCGGCAGCCUUCUCUGCUCACCCAUCACCAAGACCAUCUCCCCGUGCCUCAGCAGCCCUGUCUCCAGACCUAUGCCCCCAAAUCCUUCACAUCCCUUCCUAAAUACACACCAUCACCCAAACCUGCUUCCAGGCUCACAGGCUGAAUCCCCUGAAGGCCAUAAAGAAUGAAAAGGGCCAGGAUGCUCCAAGAGUGAGACUCCCACAGAGGUCCCACUGCAAGCUGUGAAGCAUGCAGAGGCAUCCAGUGAGCAGGGACAGAUGCCACAGUGUGUCCCUGCCUGUCCUCACACCAGGGGCCAUGGUCCUGCAGAGUGUGGGGACAGAUGCUGGGAUCUUGCUGUCAGGGUGCCUAGCCGGGGAGAGAAGUUUCUCAUGGUGACCUCCUUCCUACCAGCCCUGUGCAGGAGGGAGAGUGAGGAUGGGGCUGCCAAGGAACUGAGGUUCCUGUGCUAGCCUGGCAUGGUACAUGCCCAGCAUGUGCCCAGGGAGCCCACUGAGUCCCAGACUUCCUGCUUCCUUGAGCACACUCCUGCUUGAGAAACCCAUCCAAACUUGCCAGGUCCAGCUGGACACCAAGGGAGCUUCCUCCAAAGGGGGAAGACAGCCAUGAAACCCAGAAAACAGCACUGGAAAUUUCAAACCAUGGGGAUUGCAAGAUGCAAAAGGCAGCAGGAGAAAAAGCAUCUGUGAGGAACAAAGUGAUCAUCAGGCUGUGUUUGCAGCAGUCUAGCAGCAGACCUCGCUCCCAGGCUCUCAGAUGGAGAUGAAGAGACUUAUUAACAUGCAGAAAAGGCAGAGAUUCUCAAUAAAAUUAGCCUGUCCAGCAUUUGGAAGGAAGCAGGGCUAAUGGCACUUGAGAUUGAAAACACUUCCACCCUCUAUUAGUAACCAAGGAGGAUGUUCAGCAACAGCUGUAGGAGAUGGCUCUUGUUAAAUCCUCAGGCCUGGAAAACACACGCUCAGUGUCUCCAGAGAGGGGACUGAGGAGGGAUCUAGCUUUAUGGUGUUGUUUGGUUUUUUUUUUUAAAUACUACCAUAUUAGAGGAAUUGCAAAGGUUCUUCCUCCUCAUCCAGUCCUGGCACAUCCCCCACAUUGCUCCCUCCUUGGAGAGGCCGUGCUGGGAUUUGACAAAGGUCUGUGGUCCAUGCCCGUGUAGGACCCCAGCACCUCCUCACCAUUUGUUGGGCCUGUUUUUCUUCCAGAUUGGCCCAAUGUAGCCCUGUUCUCUGAUCUGUGCCUCUGAGGGAUCACCUCCUUACCGCAGGCUUCAGCAGAGCUUGGAGGGGAAUCAAAAUCCCUGGACUCACCUGAGCCCUCAGAUUUGAGCUUCCCCUGGAUAUUGGCUUCCUCUUGACCAAACCACCCAGGCAGCAACACAGGCAGCAGGUGAAGAGAACACAGCUGAGGUGAGAACCCCCCUGGGAGACUUCUUUGUGCUUGGGGAGCUUUAAGGGGCCUCCAGAAGGAGACCAAAUGAUCUUAACACCUGCAUGGCUUAGCACAGGCACAGGCUGCUCAUAUUCUUUUCUGCAGUCAUGGUGAGAGGCUGGUGACAUCAUUCUGUUCACAGUGGUUCACUUCAGGUUUGGAGGAGCAGUGGCAGACUUCUACACUCCCACAUCCAAAGUCAGAAUCUGUCUGCAGCUCGUGCUGCAGCUGGUGCUGCUCCAAUCCUAACUGUUUACACGCUCUAUACCUUAUUCCUGUCGGGACCCAGGUUUGAUGCCUGCACUGUAGAGACUGACCCCGACACCACAACGGUGGCUGUGAUGCCACUCUGCCUGCGACUCACUGUGACAGAUGGCUGUCAUGGAGUGUGGCAUGUGUAGGGACUGGCAGGGGAGGUGGGGUGGGACUGGCAAAUGGGAGAGGAUGAGGGAGCACAGGCUGCACCACUUGCAUGCCAGACUCCACAUUUUAGCUUCUCUUUCAUGCAGCCACAGCAGGAAGCAUCUCCAGGUGGGAUGUGCAGCCCUGGGGGCUGCCUGCUGCUGGCACUGCCCACAGUCCAUGGAGCCCCCAGGAAGGAGGGAAGCAUGGCUAUGAAGCCGUUUGCGCACAGUCCUCAGAUAGGAAGAUGACAAUCCAUGGCUGUGCAGAAGUGAUUUGUGGUUCACUCUGAGGGACCACGGGAACAGGGGAGGCAGAAGGGCUUUCUGCAGUUGUGUGCAAGGAUGCAGGGCUGGUCAUCUGCACUGGAAUCUCUGCUCCCACCCUCUUCUCCACUUCUGAAGGGUCCAGGAGCUCUUUGCUGAGAUCUCUGGGCUGGUGCUCACAGCAUUGCCCUUCCUCUUACCAAAGGAGCUGCUUGCCAGGGUAAAUUCAGACAGGACAGAGCAUGCACCAGGAAGAAAAAUCCAGGUAAUGUCUUUCGGGCUCCUGCCAGCCCAGGGGAGAGCUGUGUGCAUCCUCAGCCUUCAUCCAUCCUCCGGGGCCUGAGGAACUGCUUCAGCUGCCUGAAGUGGUCCUGGUGCUCACCCCCAGCUGGGGACAAGAACCCUGUUUGGCAGCUGGGCCAAGAACAGCACACAGCACUUUCCCUGGGCUGAGGAGGGAUCAUGCCACGUCUUCAUGGCAAACCUUUCCCUCCAGUUUAACCUUGGGUGGUGCGGACACAGCGCAGCGUCCCCCGGGCAGCAGCUUCCGGUGACUCAGAGGAGAAGGUCUCUGCCCCUGCACGCUCCCGGGUGACUCACCCCCAGGUAAUGCGGGGGCUGAAUCUGACACUUGCCCACGUGUCACUUGAGUCAGGUGCUGGGUCGACUCUUUCCCCUGAUGCCAGCGUCAACCCUGCCUUGCAGGGAAGCCUGCAGCUCCUAAAAUCUCCAGGUACUUCUUCCACAGCUUCAAACAAAAGCCAUUUGCAAGAGCUUUGGAGUGCCUGUGUGCCUGCUCCUUUCCUCCCCGGGAGCAACCCACACACACCCCAUUGUGCAGCACAGCAGGGACCAAGAGGAUGUCACAUCUGCUGGGUGACAGCCGAACCAACUCCAGGGUCUGGCUACAGCAGGGGACGUGAGGACUGGAAGGUGGCAACUGUGACACCAGAAUUACUUCCUGAGAGGCAGCCAGGGAGUCCCAGGCUGAUAAAUGACAUAUCUGUUCUCUGCAAAUGAACAAAAAUUGGCAUACGGAGGAGGAAACUGGCAUCGUUAGGGAACAGAUGGAUAAAUAUGACAUAUUGGGGAAGAGUCGAUACAGCUCUCUUGCAGUGAAUUUCUCUUUACCAUAGCUAGUGCUUUCUUGGAAAAAGCCAGCAGGCCCCUGAGGUGAUCCAGUAGAAAUCCCCGCAUUUCCACACACAGAUCUUUUGACAAGAUGAGGUCAACGGCAAAGUCUGCAAUAAUAUUGAAUUAUUCUGGAAAUUAUGGAUGCAUGCUAAGCCUUGCAGGAGGACUUUGAGAGGCUUAGGAAGUUGGCAAUAAAAUGAGAUAAAAGCCAGUGUUAGGGAAGUGACACACAUAGGGAAACCAAGCCCAGGCUCUUGUCCAAAGUGAUGGGUUCUGAGACUAGGAGCUCUGACAGUCUGUGAAACUGUCCCCUCAGCACUCAGCAGAAGUCAAAACUUCAAAGACUCUCUGUCAAGCUGAUAGAAAAGGUCAGGAAAAAGGAGAGAUGAAAUCAGAGAUAUCACUAUUCCCUAGCCAGUCCCAGUUUAUAUGCAUUUUUGGUCCCCCUAUUCCAAGGAUACAGCAGAGCUGGAAAAUGUGCACAGAAGGGCAACAGGAGGAUCCAAGGGCUCUGCACAAGGGCCAGGGCUCUUUGGCACAGGAAAGAGACAGCUGGGAUCACACAGCAGAGAUCUGCACAGCUGGGGGAGGUGGGAGAGGCUGAAAUAACAGUGAUAACACAAGGAAGAGACUCAGCACACAGCAGCCCUCCCUGCCAGGGGCUGCUACAGAUGCUAUGUGGUUUAGGAACAAGACCACACAAAUCCACAGAAAAAAAAUCCAUAAAUACAUAUUAAAUACAAGGACUAGCACAAAGGAGACUUGUGAGUUUUUAGAGGCAGGGAUCGUGUCCAGGGGAAGUGCUGCUACACAUUUGCACCAGGAGACCAUCAAAGCCUGGGCAGGAUAUGUACAAAGCAGGUGUCUUUACCAAAUGGAGCAAAUUCCUGCAGGCACUUUUUGCAGCUCUCCAGCCUUUCGGUAAAAAAAAAAAAAAAUUGUUAUACAGUUGAUAGUAUAACUGAGGCAAUGCUAAUUGAGCAAAAGAAGAGAUGACAACUUGCUGAAAGACAUCUGCCAGCUUGGAGCCAGAUCCAUCAGUCAUGACCUCAGCCAUGCCGAGCCUGGUCCCUGCCUCUGCUCUCUGCACUGACAGCCCCUGCACAUCAGGACCCCGAGUGUCACAACUGCUCUGUAUGUGGUCCGUCAUCUCAUUAACAUUUUGACGAGGUGUGGAGAGCACUGGGAAACUUCAUUUCCACAGGUUCAGGUGCAGCAUCCUGGAGACAGGCCAGUGAGAGAGCUGGGUGACAAGAGAGGAGAGAAAAAUGACUGCAGGACUGACACCCAGAGGACCUCUACAAUUCUCCUCAAAGCAAAGACAACAUCUUACGGCCUCUGUCCUCACACAGAAGUGCUUCUGCAGUCGAUCACAGCCUUGCCUGCAACUCUCUGCUCUUUCCUCAUCCUUCUCCAGCCAGCAUCGGACCUUCCCAGUGCUGUUUCCCAUAUACACUGAAGCAAAGGAGCUUCUGGAGAUGGAAGGAAACCAGAUAACCCUGGACAGCCUUGACAAGGGCACAGAUAACCCAGCUUUCAGCUUCCAGGGAGAGAACAGACACUAUGAGGAAUGUGGUGGUCCACACAGUGAGAGCCAAGAGGAGAGAAGAGAAGGGAAAGGGAGAUUCUCCUCCUACUGCAGGAAGGCCCUGCAGCCGGCAUCCAAGGCAAAGCAUUUCUGCAAGGAUCAUGCCAAGGUGUUGAGAAGAGUUGUCUUGGGGCUCCUUGGAGUAGCCUAUCUGUGCUACUUCAUUGCGGCCUGUUACCUCAACUUCCAGCGAGCCCUUGCCUUGGUGGUCAUAACUGCCGUGGUUGUCUUCUUCAUCUGCUGGAAGGUCUUCCAGAAGCACUGUGGGGCAAAGGUUCUGCUGCUCCUCCGCCCUGUUGGGAAGUGCUUCCAGAAAUCCUGGCUGUGGCUGAAAUGGCUCCUGUGGGUGGCCCUCCUGGCAGGCCUGAUUGUGUGGCUGGUUUUGGACACCGGCAGAAACCCAGAGCAGCUCAUCUCAUUAGGUGGCUUCUGCUUUUUGGUGCUGUUCCUGUUUGCCUGCUCCAAGCACCAUGGUGCGGUGUCCUGGAGAGCUGUUUUCUGGGGUCUUGGUUUGGAGUUCUUACUCGGACUCUUUGUUCUCCGAACGACUCCCGGCAGCCAAGCUUUCCAGUGGCUGGGAGACCAGGUCCAGUACUUUCUGGGCUACACCAGAGCUGGCUCCAGCUUCGUCUUUGGGAACACACUCAUUGAAGAAGUCUUUGCCUUCCAGGCCCUGCCCAUCAUUGUUUUCCUCAGCUGUGUGAUGUCCAUCCUCUACUACCUCGGUGUCAUGCAGUGGCUUAUUCUCAAGAUCUCCUGGCUGCUUCAAAUCUCAAUGGGCACCACUGCCACUGAGACUCUCAGUGUGGCAGGGAACAUUUUUGUGGGACAGACCGAAGCCCCGCUGCUCAUCCGCCCAUACCUCACAGACAUGACCCUGUCAGAAAUCCAUGCUGUGAUGACUGGUGGCUUUUCCACCAUUGCAGGCAGCGUGAUGGGUGCCUACAUAUCCUUUGGGAUUGAUGCAGCGUCACUGAUCGCAGCUUCUGUGAUGGCUGCGCCCUGUGCCCUCGCCAUGGCCAAACUUGUCUACCCUGAAGUGGAGGAGUCCAAGUUCAAGGGCAAAGCAAGCAUCCGCCUCUCCUGUGGGGAAGAGCAGAACAUCCUGGAAGCUGCUAGCAAUGGGGCUGCCACCUCCGUGGGGCUCGUGGGCAACAUUGCGGCCAACCUCAUCGCCUUCUUGGCCGUGCUGGAGUUCAUCAACGCUGCCCUCCGCUGGUUUGGGGAGAUGGUAGACAUUGAGGGCCUUACCUUCCAGGUGAUCUGCUCCUAUGUCCUCAUGCCUGUGGCCUUUCUCAUGGGGGCAGACUGGGCAGACUCACCGCUGGUGGCUGAGCUCCUGGGGAUCAAGAUCUUCCUGAAUGAGUUUGUGGCGUACCAGCAGCUGGCCACAUACAAGAAGAACCGCCUGAUGGGCCUGGAGGAGUGGGACGGGAACCGGAAGCAGUGGAUAUCUGAGCGAGCUGAGAGCAUCACCACCUUUGCCCUCUGUGGAUUCGCCAACCUCGGCACCAUUGGCAUCACUCUGGGAGGCCUAUCUUCCAUGGCGCCCGAGCGCAAGGGUGACUUUGCCUCCGUGGUGCUGCGGUCCCUGCUCACUGGCAUGUGUGUCUCCAUGCUCAAUGCCUGCCUGGCAGGUCUCCUCCAUGUGCCAACAGAGGUGGGUGACUGCGCAAUGUUCUUCAGCACCGCCAACUUCAGCUCGACCAGCUACACUAUGUAUACCUGCUGUAAGCAGCUCUUUGCCAGCUCCGUGCUCCAGAAUGGGACUCUGUCCUUCAUGGGAUCCUGGGCUGAGCAGGCAGAGAGUGUGCUGUGGCUCAAGGAGUGCUGCGCAUACUACAACCACACAUCCUGUGCAGGGACAAUCUAGAAGUGGGGCAAUACCAGGGCCUACAAGGCCUAUCCCCAAAAGUAGAAAAAACCCCAACAGAAACCUGAGCAUCUGGUCUUCUCCACUCCAGUGCUGAUGGACAGCUGCAUGCACCUUGCAACCUUCACCCUUAGGUGCUGGCCCUGUGGACACAAGGGAUCAGCUCCCAAAUAAAUUAUGGCAAUCCUUG
Vidua chalybeata is the source of this 7520-nucleotide messenger RNA. Its product is annotated as sodium/nucleoside cotransporter 1-like. NCBI's taxonomy places the organism in Eukaryota, Metazoa, Chordata, Aves, Passeriformes, Viduidae. Gene Ontology annotation, cellular component: membrane. Bases 5138 to 7330 code for a protein of 730 amino acids. The record is from RefSeq and is a predicted model, not a curated record. Gene Ontology annotation, molecular function: nucleoside:sodium symporter activity. The transcript has 19 exons. Gene Ontology annotation, biological process: nucleoside transmembrane transport.